GUAUAGCUGCCGGUGUAAAAGACGACACGAUCACCGAUCAACGUGCACAUCCAUCUCCUACCUACCACGCAACGCCACGUGACCAGUCACGCAAUCUAACGGUCCUCAUAUCAGAUCCCCCUCGAUCCAAGGGAUGAGGAUCACAUAAACUAUGGGACAGAGUCGAGUUUUAUGUGAUAUAGUCGUGUUGUUUAUCCGCUCUCGAAAGAACUAAGAAUUCAUAGAAGCUUAAAAACAAGAUAAGAUCAUACGAUAUGGGGUUGGAAAUUAAUGCUGUCUACCUCUCUUAUGUAGUGCACGUUCUGGCGGUCGCCGGAGCGGUGAUGGUUCUGGUUUGGAACAUCCACUUCAGAGGCGGUUUAGCAUGGGAAUCAUCCAACAAAAAUCUCAUCUUCAAUGUCCAUCCUGUUCUGAUGCUUAUUGGUUUGGUUAUUAUGGGUGGUGAAGCCAUUGUAAGCUAUAAAGCUCUUCCCUUCAAGAAGGCUGAAAAGAAGCUUAUACAUCUUAUUCUACACGCCAUUGCCCUGAUUCUGGGUAUUAUCGGAAUCUACAUGGCAUUCAAAAACCACAACGAAAGUGGCCUUGCAAACCUUUACAGUUUACAUUCCUGGAUCGGUAUCGGGGUUAUCGUUCUUUAUGGCGUUCAGUGGAUUUACGGGUUUUUGGUGUUUUUCUACCCGGGUGGAACGGGUGAUCUUAGAAAGGAGUCACUUCCAUGGCACGUGUUGUUUGGGAUGUUUGUAUACAUCUUGGCUGUUGCAAAUUCAGCACUUGGAUUCCUUGAAAAGUUGACAUUCUUGGAGAGUUCAGGAAUUGACAAAUACGGUUCCGAGGCAUUUCUUGUUAAUUUCACUGCGAUUAUUGCGGUAUUAUACGGUACGUUUGUACUGCUGACUGCACUUUCACGUGCUCCUGCUGAAGACCACCACAGUUAUUCUGCAAUAUAAAAUGUGUUUAUAUAUAUAUAUAUAUAUAUAUAUAUAUAUAUAUAUAUAUAUAUAUAUAUAUAUAUAUAUAUAUAUAUAUAUAUAUAUAUAUAUAUAUAUAUAUAUAUAUAUAUAUAUGCGUGACUGAUGUUAUUGUUAUACAUGCUUCCAUACCAUAUGAGGUCGUUUCUGUAUAUUGGGUACAUGAAGGUGUAUUAUGAUAUGUAUUUAACUAUUUAUAGCCCUUUGUGUUGGGUGUAAUUACUUUUCGGUUUA
Lactuca sativa (garden lettuce) is the source of this 1202-nucleotide messenger RNA. It is a transcript of the gene ACYB-2, whose product is annotated as Cytochrome b561/ferric reductase transmembrane protein family. NCBI's taxonomy places the organism in Eukaryota, Viridiplantae, Streptophyta, Magnoliopsida, Asterales, Asteraceae. Gene Ontology annotation, molecular function: oxidoreductase activity. The record is from RefSeq and is a predicted model, not a curated record.